AUGGCUGUCCCAUGCAUGGGUUCGUUUACUACCGAAGGAAAGAGACAGCUUCCUCAGGAAGUCCACUCAGAUUGGAUAGGAGUGCACUCGCCUGUCUUCAAAGGAGAUGAACUUUCCGAAUUUCCGGCACACCUGCAGCCUGUUCACGCAGUGCAUAACAUUCCCCCAUCGCCACUGUCGACGAUCUCCUCCUACGAGUCACCAGAGUCUCUGGUCCUCGCCAGUCCAACAAUGACGAUCCAGACAGUGGAUCAGCUUUCACCAGGCUCCAGUGAGGAUGACAGAGAAGACCGACCUGGACCAACCCCAUACUCUCAUUUGAUCUUCCGGGCCCUAAAGGAUGCCAAAGACAACAAGCUCCCUCUCCAGGGAAUUUACAACUGGUUCGAAAGGAACACGGACAAGGCCAAGAGCUCGGGUUCGAAAGGAUGGCAAAACAGUAUCCGGCAUAAUUUGUCUAUGAAUGCAGGAUUCGAGGCCGUCAAGGAGGAAUUGGGCCCGGGAAAAAAGGCAGUCAACUUUUGGCGCCUGACACCUGAGGCAAUUCGCCAUGGUCAUGUCCAAUCCACCACUCGAUACCGCAAGCAAGCGAGUGCACGAAAGGCACUUGGUGCAAAUGCUCGUGCCGCUCAGCGCCAACGCACGGAGACCAAGGGUGGGAAUCCCUCAGAGAUGGCGAAGGCACGCCAUCCCAAUGCCGGUCAUGACGAGCCCAAUGAAAUCUAUCGACCCCCUCAAAUGACCCUGCCUCCUUACCCUAUGGAUGGUCAUUUCUCCCACCCGGACCCUCGAGUGAUGCCAUCCUACGUGCCACCCGCUCUUGCCCCGCCUAUCGACAAUGCAUUGCAGAGAUACGGUAUGGAAUCCGUGAUCGGCUGUACAAACCUUUCACCAACCAACAAUGGGUCUUUCUACGAAACCAUGGGGGCUGCGCCGGACAAUGAGGCGUUUACAUUGAGACAUGCAGCACAUGCGGGCUGGUAUUCACCAUCGUCGGAUCACAAUAUUGGGAUGAUGACAGGAUCCGAUGUUCCGGCCGAUCUCCACCAUGAUUUGUAG
Molecule: messenger RNA, 1059 nt
Organism: Penicillium arizonense
Lineage: Eukaryota; Fungi; Ascomycota; Eurotiomycetes; Eurotiales; Aspergillaceae
Product: forkhead box transcription factor
Exons: 2
Coding region: 1-1059 (352 amino acids)
Biological process (GO): regulation of transcription by RNA polymerase II
Molecular function (GO): DNA-binding transcription factor activity, RNA polymerase II-specific; RNA polymerase II cis-regulatory region sequence-specific DNA binding
Source: RefSeq, a predicted model, not a curated record